CUUUUAUUAGACAAGCAAAGGCAGAAUCCCGACAUCAGGCUGUGCAGGAGCUGAUGGGUGUUUGCUACCAUACGAACUGCUUAGUACGAUCUUCUCUUGGGCCUUGGUAACUUGGAAGCGAUGUAUUCAAGGCUCGGAAGUGAUAGCCGAGUUCGGCAACAGAGACGGCAUCAACGGCAUCCAAGAGUCGAGAGUCGGCAUUCAGCGUGUCAAUUCCGACGCCUUUUGUCGAGGGUUAAGCGGUAGACCGAAGAGGCUAUUCUUUGAUUCGGAGAUUUCCUAUAACAACCACAGCCCUGGAAUUGCCCAAUAUUUGCCAGGUGUUGUCUCAGCCAAGCGGCAAGUUGGCGCUACCCAAUCAAGCUCCCACAUUUUCGAGCCUGCAACACCAGCCCGUGCGAUGCCUUCACCACAAACCUGGCCCGCUUAAACCUGCCUCUCUUCUCCCCUUUCCCUACCUCUCCCGCCCUUCCUCCCACCUCUGCCAGUAGCCAAGAUGGCGUCCGCUGUGCGAAUGAAGGCCGCGACCGGCCUGUUGAGCCUGUCGCGCGCCGCCCCCAAGAUGCUGCCGGCGCAGCGUGUGGCCGCCCUCACCCACAGCGCCCUCCUGUGCCAGCGCGGCGCAAUUGACACCCAGUGCCGCCUCUUCAGCGGCUCGGCUGCCUGCUAUGCAGACAUCAUCGUCAAGGUGCCCCAGAUGGCCGAGUCCAUUAGCGAGGGAACCCUGGCCUCGUUGCCCAAGAAGGUCGGCGAGCAGAUCGAGGCCGACGAGGAGAUCGCCAGCAUCGAGACGGACAAGAUCGACGUCGCUGUCAACGCCCCUGAGACGGCCGUCAUUGCCGAAUACUUCGUCGCCGAGGGUGACACCGUUGUCGUUGGCCAGGACCUCGCCCGCAUUGUGACUGGCGGCGACGCUGGUGCUGUCAAGAAGCCCGAGGGAGACGCUCCUCCUCCUCAGCAGGAGACCAAGGCCGCCGAACCCGCCCAGCCCAAGGUCGAGGACAAGACUCCUGCUCCUGAAGCUCCCAAGCCUGCUACUCCCGCUCCCGCGACCAAGCCCGCUGCUCAGCCGGCGCAAUCCCAGCCCGUUGCCUCGACAUCCGCAGGCCCUUCCCGAGGAGAGCGAGUUGAGAAGAUGACCCGUAUGCGAAAGACGAUUGCGAGCCGCCUCAAGCAGUCGCAGAACACCUGCGCCUCGCUCACCACCCUGCAGGAAGUCGACAUGACCAACCUGAUGGCCUGGCGCGCCAAGUACCGCGACGAAGUUGCCGAGGAGCAUGGCGUUCGCCUGGGAUACAUGGGAGCUUUCACCAAGGCCACCACCCUUGCUGCCCAGCAGGUGCCCCAGAUCAACGCCGCCAUCGACACCGAGAAGGAGAUCAUCACCUACCGCGACUACGUCGACAUCAGCAUUGCCGUUUCCGCGCCCAAGGGUCUCGUCACCCCUGUGUUGAGAAACACAAACGCCCUGAGCAUCGUCGAGCUGGAGCGGGACGUCGCUACCAUGGCCAAGAAGGCUCGCGAUGGCAAGCUGACGUUGGACGACCUCGAGGGAGGCAACUUCUCCAUCAGCAACCCUGGUAUCUUUGGUUCCAUGUUUGGAACUCCCCUCAUCAACUACCCCCAGGCCGCCGUCUUCAACAUGAACGGGAUCCAACAGCGCGUCAUGGCCAUCAACGGCCAGGCCGAAAUCCGACCGAUGAUGUACAUCAGCUUGACCUACGACCACCGUCUAAUCGAUGGCCGAGAAGCCGUCACCUACUUGAACCUCGUCAAGAAGUACAUCGAGGACCCCUCUCGAAUGCUUCUUGUUUAAGCAACACCUACCACUUCCCCAAUUGAAAAAAAAAAAAACCUUGUAUUCUAGCAUUUGCGCGUGAAAGGGACGGCUUGGAUGGCUUCAUAAACUAGACAGAAAACAGUGUAUUGUUUUGGGUGUUGCAUGGACCGGCGCUUUUCGUACAAACGGUAGAUGAUGCAAUCGAAGAUGAUCGUGUUUUUGCUUCCCAUUUCCAUGUUAGCUUGACCGUCUAAGUUAUGAGUUGUCUACUAUCGUGUCCAUCCCGAAACACGACCGAAUCAUCUGGAUACCCUUGUCAAUUG
Ilyonectria robusta is the source of this 2103-nucleotide messenger RNA. RefSeq lists its product as uncharacterized. Bases 497 to 1816 code for a protein of 439 amino acids. Gene Ontology annotation, biological process: tricarboxylic acid cycle. The record is from RefSeq and is a predicted model, not a curated record. NCBI's taxonomy places the organism in Eukaryota, Fungi, Ascomycota, Sordariomycetes, Hypocreales, Nectriaceae. Gene Ontology annotation, cellular component: oxoglutarate dehydrogenase complex. Gene Ontology annotation, molecular function: dihydrolipoyllysine-residue succinyltransferase activity. The transcript is spliced from 4 exons.